Molecule: messenger RNA, 3564 nt
Organism: Anthonomus grandis grandis
Lineage: Eukaryota; Metazoa; Arthropoda; Insecta; Coleoptera; Curculionidae
Product: A disintegrin and metalloproteinase with thrombospondin motifs 6-like
Exons: 1
Coding region: 44-3472 (1142 amino acids)
Biological process (GO): extracellular matrix organization; proteolysis
Cellular component (GO): extracellular matrix
Molecular function (GO): metalloendopeptidase activity
Source: RefSeq, a predicted model, not a curated record
CAACGAUUAAAAAGAGUUUAUACAAAAAAACCCAUUUUAAAAAAUGUUUGAUAUGAUUAUUACUUACAUAAUAUUCUUUGAAUUGUCAUCAGUACUUUUUGUGAAUGGAGAUGCCGUGAUGCAUGGUAAAAUGACGCGAAACAUAAAAAAUUAUCAGCUGGCGGUGCCCCAUCGAGCCACACCAGAGGGAGAAUUUGAUACCUUCCAUGUGAACUAUCAUCAUCAGUAUGACACCAAUGAGUUCAACAAUAGAUUCAAGCGGCAAUUAGAUGAUCCGCAUAGUCUACAUUACGGCGUCUUAAUCGAUGAUGAACUGCACCAUUUGGAAGUAUGGCCAAACAGGCACUUGCUCCAUCCCAGGGCUGCCAUAGAACGUUACAACGGUUCAAAAUUUAGAGGAACCAAUAAAAUUCGUAGCCCCCACGACUUAAAAAUGUGUUAUUACCAAGGAAGAAUACGUGGCAUUAAAGAUUCAGCAGUUCAUUUAUCGACUUGUCAUGGUUUAUUGGGUCAAAUUAGUUUUAAUAAUAAAACGUACUUUAUCGAACCUGUUAUGGGACAUACACCGAACUCAGAUGGCCAUCAUUUGCAUGUUAUUCAUGAUGGCGCCGACGAGAAAUUAAAUAAAAAGUUUUGCGGCUCUAAAUCUCAUGUAAAGAGGCACGGGUAUGAUGAAAUCAAAGCCAGUCUCAAGGAGUUGUACCAAAAAAAAGGUUUUUCUGUUCUUAAACGUUCCGCCAAAGGGAAAGAGGAAGAUGCCGCAAGUAAGAUUAAGGAUGCUUCUAUAAGACAAUGGCAGGAAAUUAUGUUGGUACUCGAUCAGUUUGCCAUGGACAAGUACCAAGCAAAUCUGGACGUAGAAGUUUUCGGCCUUCAGCUGAUAAACGGGAUCAACCAAAUUAUGCAUGAUGCAAGCAUGCCAGCAACAAUUGAUCUAGUUCUAGUGCGAAUGAUAUUCCUGGACAAAAACGAGGACACUUUCAAAAUCGCAAAUUCGAAUGACGUGGAUAGAGAGUUGGUCAAUAUUUGCGGUUACACCAAUAGCAUCAACCCGCCGGAAGAAGAUCAUCCCAACCAUCAUGAUUCAGCCAUUUUUGUAACAGGACUGGACAUAUGUCGUGGCCCAGCGGAAUGUGGGGUGACGGGACUUGCUAUAUUAGGUGCCGCAUGUACGAUUCCCAUGAAUUGUCAAGUUAUUGAGAGUGAGGGUAUGCACACAGCAUUUGUAGCUGCCCACGAGCAGGGUCAUUUAAUGUCAAUGGAUCAUGACGUAUAUAAUCCACCAACCUACCCGUGUACAAUCACCGAUACAUAUGAUAACUCUAUAUAUGUGAUGGUUCCAAUGCUAACUCCACUUAUUAAAAGAUAUUCUCCAUGUUCCAUUGCAAGUUUCCUAACAUUCACCAAGGAACACUAUUUUGACUGCUUUUACGACGAGCCUUCUAACACGGAUUACAGUGAAGCGGAAGCGUCUAACAUGAUGCCUGGCCAGCUGUACAGCGUAGAGCAACAAUGCUUCCUUUUAAUUGGCAAUGUUAACAAAACGACAAGAGAGGGAGAGCCGUGCCCUAUAAAAGGGAUCAUAGAGUGUAGUAGACUAUUAUGUAGAACAGCAAAAUCGUGCAUUAUGGCACGUAAUGAAAGACCAUAUGACGGUACUCCUUGUGGAAAGCAGCCCGCGGACAACUAUUGCCUGGACGGGGUGUGCGUACCAAAAGGUACAAAACCGAACAGCACCGAUGGCGGUUGGUCAGAGUGGGGCCUAUGGGGCGAAUGUUCGGCCACUUGCGGCAAAGGAAUUCAAGCACGCGAACGCGAUUGUAACAACCCCAGACCGAAGAAUAGAGGCAGAUACUGUUUAGGGCUACGUAAACAGUAUCAAGUUUGUUACGUAAUGGACUGUCCGCCAGACGAACAGUCUCGAAGGGUACAAUCAUGUAAGAAAGUCUUUAAGCAAAGAGGGGCUAUCCCGAUCCGAAGAGAGAUUAAAAAGGACUACAACAUACAAAGGGGAAUAGUCGAUAAGGAACAUCCUUGCUCCAAUGUUUGUGCUUAUAGAAUAGGCAAUAGGGGACCUUUUAUAACGUACUUUUUUGGCUUGUAUGUACCCAAUGGGAUUAAAUGUAAACUUGAGGAUCCCAAUUAUAUUUGUCUUGAUGGGCAGUGCAGUUUUGCCGCUUGCAAAGGCCCUAUCGGUCCAGAUAAUACGGCAGUCGAAGAUUUUUGUGGGGUAUGUGAUGGAGAUGGUACCCUAUGCAAGAUAGUUGAAGGUGAUUAUAAUGGCAUUUCUGAAUCCCAAUGGCAUAAAUUGGCAGAUAUUCCUGCCGGAGCAAGAAGCCUGAAAUUUUGGAAUGAUGACCCAUUAAAUGGGGUUAUUUCUAUCGGGGAUCCGAACGACAAUCAGGAAACUGCAAUAAAUUCACCGACUGAGUUUGAUCAAAGCCUAAGCGCGGGGGCGUAUCCUUUUUUUGAUAGAUAUAUGUUUUACUACGAGCAAGAGUUAAUUGAAAACGGGAAUAAGGGAGCGUUAAUUACUAUCAAAGUGGACCAUGUACGAGUAGACACCGCGCUUUACAUAUCACACAUAUUCCCUUUGAAAAACCUGAACAGGAAAGAUAAUGUUAAGGUUUUUUGGCAUUAUUAUGAACGCGAUCAGACUGCACAGAGAGAACCGAAAUUCAAAUGGGAUUUCGAUCACUACGGCGAGUGCAGCCACAAAUGCGGAGGCGGAAUUGCCGAACCGAUAAUUAAAUGUUUCGAAGACGUAGCAGGAAAAGUGAGCAAUAGAUUUUGUGAGGAAAAGAAACUUGAGAAACCUACAGUUGAAGCUAAAGUAUGUAAUUCGGAUCCCUGUCAUCCAGAGUGGAGAGUAGGUGCUUGGGGACCGUGUAGAGCAUGUAGAAAAAGAGGUGGAGUGAGGACUAGGGAGGUGCAGUGCGUAAAGGAAACAGGAAGAAAGGCGGGCGAUCCGAUACUUCUGAACGAUUCUGAUUGCGAAGGUAUGAAACCAGGCAUAGCGCAGUUGUGCUUUACACGGAAAGUUUGCGGCAACAGGAAAAGAAGGAGACCUGCGAUGCCAGGAAAGUUUCAGGACACCGUGUGGCGUCAAAUGAAGAAAAUUCAUAUUUUGCAAAAACGAUUGGUAACUCCUUUUAAGCAAACAAAGACGGUGCCGACACUUUUUGCCGAAACAACCACCAAAAGUACCACGUUAUUUACAUGGACCCCGCCACCGUUAAAAGACAAAUUUAUUGUGGAAACGGAACCCGAGAAGGUAUAUCAAGUUAACGAGCUAAUGGUAAUAGAUUCAAAUAAGUCUGACGAGGAUGCUCUUGGAGGCGUCCUUCCUGUAACCAUGGAAAUAUUAAACGGAACUACUCGUAUAUACGUUGUAAACGCAAAAGAGGAACGCGAUAAAAAACUAAAGAAGUUUGCAGAAAGAAAGACCAAAACCACUAAAAAGUCUAACUGAGUUCAUUUUUUUAUUAUGUGCUUAUUUAAGUAUUUUAUGUUAUUAUUAAGUUGUGAAAAUCCAUAAAUAAAAGCUAAUUUACUUUUUUUUAA